Molecule: messenger RNA, 3069 nt
Organism: Lutzomyia longipalpis
Lineage: Eukaryota; Metazoa; Arthropoda; Insecta; Diptera; Psychodidae
Product: serine protease gd-like
Exons: 2
Coding region: 578-1534 (318 amino acids)
Biological process (GO): proteolysis
Molecular function (GO): serine-type endopeptidase activity
Source: RefSeq, a predicted model, not a curated record
UUUUUUUACCUGUUUUCCAAUGUAAAAUGCCAUGGAUACUUUUGUAUCAAUGUGAAGCUCUUCAGUAGCGACUCGGACGCAGCCUUUUAACAUCAUAUUUGUGCCAAAUUGAAGAUCUUUGUGUGAAUUUCAAUGAUUUUAGUGAAGUUUUUAGUAAUUUUCGGGGCUUUUCAUUGUGCAUUUGCAGAGAGAUAUGAUGUUUGUGGUGAUUCUGGAUUGAGAUAUGUGUAUAUACCGAAAAUGGGAUGGGUCGGUCUAGGUUGGGCAAAUACUUAUGGACAAUUUCAUAAUAUAGAAUUAAUUUUGGAAUAUGAAACAUUUGUGAGACCUGAUCCAAACAAUUUGGGUUCACUUAAAAUUCUAACAAUGAUUCCAUUGACUGGUCCUGAAAAUUCGUACCAUUUUAAUAUACCCUAUGAAUUUACAUUACCCACGCAAUAUCCUUUACCGGAAGUUACAAAAGUAAUAAUAGAAGAGACAGUGCUGUGCAAUAUUACUGGUUAGUCCACAUUUUCAUUUUCUUUUAAUUGAAAUAAUAAGUCAUAAUGUGAAAAUCCUUUUAUCUUGUUUAGUUUCAAUGCCGUAUGUAGUUCAGUUGCGGUUGUUGUACAAUCACGACACACAAAAUAAUACGUUAAAAGCAGAAAUCAUAAAAAUAUCUGAAAGUACUACCACACUAGCACCCAGAGAUGAUCGAUAUGAGGAUGAUAGUGAGACUGUUGGAUGUGGUAAAGUUGAUACGGCUAACAUCUACGUGCCACUAAUUCUGGAAGGAAAGACAAUUGAAAGAGGGCAAUGGCCAUGGUUGGUCUCAGUUUAUUCCUACUCAAAUCUGAGACUUGGAUUCCAAUGUGGAGCUACACUCAUUUCAAAUAAAUUAGUUGUAACGGCUGCUCAUUGCUUCUUCGAUGACUACAAUCGAAGAGUCAAGCCAGAUGAUGUCCUCAUUAUACUAGGACAGUACAACCUUAAAAGGCCCCAAGAUCAAGUAACAAAGAUCGUGUACCCACAGAGUGUAAAUAUUCAUCCAGACUAUCAGAAGCUCAACAAAAUUGAUUCAGACAUUGCAAUUGUUGUUAUUCCUGAGCGGGUUCGUUUUACAACGUACAUCAGGCCUGCUUGUCUCUGGAAGGGUCCUGAAACAAAAAAGAGCAUUGUUGGGAAGACGGGAUUCAUUGCCGGGUGGGGUCGAGAUGAAAAUGGAAACUUCUUCACGGAACUUCCGAAACAAACGGAGAUUCCGGUAGUUUCGGACGCAGAAUGUUUACGGUCUAACGAUGUCUUUACGAGGAUCACAUCUGACGUGACUUUUUGUGCAGGAUGGCGCAAUGGGACUGAAGGUCCUUGCAAUGGUGACUCAGGAGGAUCUCUUGUAUUUGACAAAGAUGGUCGAUGGACUCUCAGAGGAGUUGUUUCAACGUCCUUGCUAACUGAUGGCAGCAAUACCUGCAAUCUCAAUGAAUACGUCGUCUUUACGGAUGUGGUACCAUUUACGGAUUGGAUAUUAUCCUUUGAUAAAGAAUACGAAUAUUAAGUUCAAAUAAUCUUGACCUAAUUCUUUUAACUUGCUAAAAAACAAACAUUUUAAAACAGAAACUUAAAAAAUAUAUAUAUUGAAUAAGAAAAUAAUAAAAUAAUUUAGCAAAAACAGUUUAUUUGUGUUUUGAUUUUGUGUGCGUAUAAUGUUAAAUAAAGAUCACUGGAGUCUGUGUUGGCAAAAGAAGCGUGUUUUUCCAGCCAUUCUGUUUUUUUAGCAGCGAUGCUAAAUACGAAACUUGUUGGGGAAUUUUAUUGGUUCUUUUUCACCUGUUUGUCACUAUAAAGUCCAAUGCAGAUGUACACAAGAAGAACUCACCUCUUUACUUGUAUUUAUGCUUCAGAGUUCUUUAGUCAAUUCUCAUAUGUUGGUAAAAACGUUGAUCGUGGAAGGUUUUGAGUGAAAAGUAUCUGUGAUACGGGCAUAACACCGUCUUUAGGGACGUAUCACCGUUUACAGAUUGGAUAGUAUCCUUUGAUAAGAAAUACAAUUUUUUGUAGAUUUUCCUGAUGGUUUUUUUUUUUCACUUGAGAAAAAACGAAGAGAUGAAGACCCACCUUCGUCUUUCUAUUGAUUUACAAAUUAAAAUCUAGAGCAAGAGGCGUGAUUUAUUAAUGAGACCUCUGUGAAUUUUUUCAUGGGCAAAUAAGACAUUAUUUUAAUAAAAAAAAAAGAAUUUCCCAACUUCCUCAACUACUCAUUAUACGGUUUAUUGCAGCAAAAAUUUUAUUUCUGCGAAUUUCCUCGAUUUUUACGGUCAAUAUGACCCAAAUAGUUAAAAUGUGUGACUGAUGCAGAAAUGCAAUAACAGCUGAAACGCUUCCACCAUAUUUGGUUAUUUUGUUGCUUUUCUGCGGUAUAUAGUACAAAACACCUUGAUCUUGUGUCUAUUUUAUUAAAUUUUUCACUCCGUUUUUUUAUGGAACUCCAACAUUUCAGCUGAAUAAGCGUUUUUUUUUUCGAGACGAGAAAAUGGUUUUGUGUCCAAAAAGAAAGGAAAAGUGAUGAAUGAUGUUUUUUUUUGUUUAAUUUGAAAAGUAAAUCUGUUUAAUGGGUGUUUUGAUAUUAAAUUUGUAGACUUUGUGAGAGAGACUUGAGAGAAAUUUUCGUGGCUUUCAUUACUUCAUUAGAGGUAAUUUUCAUAAUAGCAAUUACAUAAAAAAACAGCAGAUAAAAUUAUGUGAGAGAGUGAAAUGAAAAUUACAAGAGGCUGAAGAACUUGAUACUUGAAAGGCAAGAAAAAUGCCACAAUUCGACGGUGUUUAUUGCUUUUUUUUUCAAGAUAUUGUUGAGAUUUAUUUUGUUAAUUUGUUUUGUAAAAAGGAGGGAAGUAAAAAAUAGGGAGGGGGUCUACUGAAAGCUUCAAAACUGUCUCUAAUCGUUGAAAUUCAAUAUUUUCAUCAUAAAUCGAUAGUUGGGAAAUUACUAUCGACGUUUUACCUGCAAAAUGUGGUAUUUAAAAAUUAAGAAAUUUAUCAAUUUUUUACUAAAUAUUUUAUAUUAUCGUUUAAUCGAUACGCUUUAAAGAAAAA